AUGAAGGAAACUUCACCUGACUCUUCUAACCCCCGAACCUUUUCCUCUACCCAGUCGCAUUCCGCCACGAUCGCGACCACCAGUAGCAAUGGCAAUGAUGGCAGCAUUCACAAGCCUCUCGACCAGCCGGCCGAGAAGUCCGCCCCUAAGUUGGGAUCGCAUAACGGUCCUGGAGAGGAUGACGGCGGCGCCGGGCAGCCCGCUACAUCUCCGCAAACUACGGGGUCGGGGUCUCUCAUAGAGACCAAGGCCGGUGAAGAGAAGAAACCUAUUGCUGCAAGAUUCUACUUGACCUUCAAGAAGAUCUUGUUCCACAGCUGGAUCAACCUCCUGCUGGUCUUUGUGCCCGUCGGCAUCGCCGUCGAGUUUGUCCCGAACAUGCCACCCGGAGUGAUCUUUGCCAUGAAUGCCAUUGCCAUUAUUCCGCUGGCAGGGCUCUUGAGCCACGCUACCGAGACUGUGGCUCAUAGAUUAGGUGACACAAUCGGUGCUCUGCUGAAUGUUACGUUCGGCAACGCCGUGGAACUUAUCAUCUUUAUUGCACUUGUCAAGGAUGAAAUCCGUAUUGUCCAAGCUUCCCUCCUCGGCUCGAUCCUCGCCAACCUUCUGCUCAUCCUGGGCAUGUCUUUCCUCCUUGGCGGUUUGCGCUUCCGAGAGCAGAUCUACAACAGCACUGUUACACAGAUGAGCGCGUGUCUACUCAGCUUGAGUGUGAUCAGUCUUGUUUUGCCCACGGCCUUCCAUGCCUCAUUCAAGGAUCAAAACCUUGCGGAUGAGCAGUCGCUCAAGAUUAGCCGAGGCACCAGUGUGAUCCUCCUCCUGGUUUACAUCAUCUAUUUACUGUUCCAAUUGAAGUCUCAUGCCUACAUGUAUGAGUCUACGCCGCAGAACAUUAUCGAUGCGGAAUCAACCCCUGGUCCUGUUGCAGUCUGGCUCGACACCUCAAGCUCUGAUGAUAGUUCAUCUUCUGACUCUGAUUCUGAUUCUUCGGGUCACUCGAAGGAUACUGUCUCAAAACGUGUCAAACGGGUCAUUCGUGGAGGGCGUCGCCGUAAAUCAAGUGUAGCCUCCAUGGAUACGACUGAUGUUGGGCCCACACGCACCCCCUCCUUCGGAACGGCGAACGCAGUUAGUCCCACUCACGAGUUCUCACCAACCGAAGAGACGGCUUCGCGCCCAUCUCUUUUCCAGAAACUGAAUGUGCCUGAUGGAGACGAGUCUGCUGUCGAGGAUGAGAGACCUCAUCGCCACAGGAAGCGGCAUCACAAGCGGUCUAUGCGACGCUAUCGUAGACAUUCCAAGAGACACAACUCAGACUCUCAUGGUGCUACCAGCCCGACUGAGGAAACCAUCGUCGAGAAUCCUGAAUUCGCAGAGAAGCCACUCGAGCCUUCAGGCGAACCUCGCCGUGUUGACUUCGCUCUCUCAAAUAUCACCCCCAACGAAGACGGCACUGUUGACGUGACAAUGGGCCGACGACCCUUCAACGCGCUUCUCGGCAUGUCUUUGAAACCUGUGGCGAAAAGCUUGGCUCCUACCGUCUUCACACAACCGCCGGAAUUGCGGGCUAUGCCUCCUGUACCUACUGGUCCAGUACCCCGUGUCCGCUUUGGCAUCCGUCGUACAAACUCGUUACCUGAUCGCCUGAAUCAAUAUCAGUUUCGACCUCCAGGAGCUAUGUUACCAUCGCAGGUCCCUCUUGCAGCGCUCUCAUCUGGAGCUGCUGCUGAGGAUGCUGCCGACAAGUAUGCGGGUGAUAUGUCGCGUACUAGCGCUAUCAUUCUUCUGCUAGUCUCCACUGGUCUGGUUGCUGUUUGUGCCGAAUUCAUGGUUGAUUCUAUCAACGGUCUUGUCCAAACCAGCACGAUCAGCGAAAUAUUUAUAGGUCUGAUCAUUUUGCCGAUUGUCGGCAAUGCCGCUGAGCACGUCACCGCCAUCACCGUCGCCAUGAAGAACAAGAUGGAUCUGGCGAUUGGUGUUGCUGUCGGUAGUUCUAUUCAAAUUGCCCUCUUCAUCACGCCUCUGGUUGUCAUUCUUGGCUGGAUCAUGAACCGAGAGAUGACUCUCUACUUCACCCUUUUCGAGACCGUAUGCCUGUUCGUUUCGGCAUUCAUUGUCAAUUUCCUGGUCCUCGAUGGUCGCAGCAAUUAUCUCGAGGGUGCUCUUCUAUGUGCAACCUACAUAAUUAUUGGUGUCGUGGCGUUCUACUACCCGAAUCCCCUUGACGCCAGCUCUUGGGGAGCUUAA
Phaeoacremonium minimum UCRPA7 is the source of this 2247-nucleotide messenger RNA. RefSeq names its product putative ca2+ h+-exchanging protein. The transcript has 7 exons. The record is from RefSeq and is a predicted model, not a curated record. NCBI's taxonomy places the organism in Eukaryota, Fungi, Ascomycota, Sordariomycetes, Togniniales, Togniniaceae. Gene Ontology annotation, biological process: calcium ion transmembrane transport; intracellular calcium ion homeostasis. Gene Ontology annotation, molecular function: calcium:proton antiporter activity. Gene Ontology annotation, cellular component: fungal-type vacuole membrane. Bases 1 to 2247 code for a protein of 748 amino acids.